This is a messenger RNA of Ornithodoros turicata, 1097 nucleotides long. Its product is annotated as E3 ubiquitin ligase Rnf121-like. Bases 55 to 1026 code for a protein of 323 amino acids. Gene Ontology annotation, molecular function: ubiquitin protein ligase activity; metal ion binding. Gene Ontology annotation, cellular component: Golgi membrane; endoplasmic reticulum membrane. The transcript is spliced from 8 exons. NCBI's taxonomy places the organism in Eukaryota, Metazoa, Arthropoda, Arachnida, Ixodida, Argasidae. The record is from RefSeq and is a predicted model, not a curated record.
AGGUGUGGCGUGUAAAUCAGCUCUGCUGCAAAUGAACCUGUGAGUGAACGGAACAUGGCGCAUCACCACCACGGCAUCGAUUUAGCGCUAGUACUAAAUGAUAGCAUAGACCUUUCCAAAUUCCCAGAUGACGAAAGAUUCAAAAUUGAACAUGCGAGGAUGCACGAGAAGCACCGUGGGCACGAGCGGAUGCACGCUUACAUGAUCCUCAUACUUUUGGUGUCCGUUGUCGUUGCUCAAGUCGUUCUCGUCCAGUGGAAGAAACGACACUUCAGCUCCUACCAGCGGGUGUCCAUGGUGGGUAUGUGGAUCGUACCUCUGGCCAUGUCCUGCUACUCCCAUUGGUGGCGCUUCGUCUUCAUCUGGUCCGUGUUUACUGUCUUAACCUGUAUAGUGGUGAGCUGGGCAUUGCGCAAGCCCAUCGCCAGGACCACACCUAGAUGGGUCUACAAGUGGUUCUACGUUGUCCACAUGAAAAGCUAUGCAUUAGGUGUGGUAGGCUACAUUAUAGUGAUGAUGACACUGCUGGGAGUGAACUUAAUAUUUCAAGCAAAGCCACAGACGUGGAUGGACAUAGGACUCCUGAUGCUCUUUUAUGGCCUCUACUUUGGCCUCUUAGGUCGUGACAUUUCUGAGAUAAUCACAGAUCGCAUGGCUUGCACCAUUGGGUAUUACACGCCGACAGGUGUCCCGAUAAGACAACUGGAGCCCAAUGUGUGCGCAGUGUGUGGGAACAAGAUAUUGGUCAUGGACAAUAACGACGCCAUAGUGGAGCAGACGUACAAACUGCCCUGCGGUCAUUUAUUCCACGAGUUCUGCAUUCGCGGCUGGUGCAUCGUGGGAAAGAAGCAGACCUGUCCCUACUGCAAGGAAAAGGUGGACCUCAAACAUAUUUUCUGCCAUCCAUGGCAAAAGCCACACAUGCUGUACGGCAACUUCCUGGAUUUCAUUCGCUACCUAGUGCUCUGGCAGCCCAUGAUCAUCUUGUGUGUACAGUUUGUCAACCACUUGUUGGGACUUGAGUGAGACGAUGCUUUGUAGUGUUGUGCAAGAAAACCUUUUGUACAUAUCUCUUCCAUAAAGGAACUACAUUAACA